GUGAAGAUAUUCUAUUUUUGGACCUAUCUCUCGACCCAGAACUGUUUGAGGGUCCAAAAGGAGAUAAACAAUCAGAUACCUAUCGGAAAAUGAAAGAGGUGACUGAAGAAUGCUGGGAGGGAAGUUUCCCCAAGACGAACGUGUUAUGGUUGCAAUAUUUGGUUGACAUUUUGCUCUUGAAGAAAUCAUAU
Ilex paraguariensis (yerba mate) is the source of this 191-nucleotide messenger RNA. The record is from the annotation of a GenBank genome assembly. NCBI's taxonomy places the organism in Eukaryota, Viridiplantae, Streptophyta, Magnoliopsida, Aquifoliales, Aquifoliaceae.